This is a messenger RNA of Acipenser ruthenus (sterlet), 1197 nucleotides long. RefSeq names its product DNA repair protein SWI5 homolog. The record is from RefSeq and is a predicted model, not a curated record. NCBI's taxonomy places the organism in Eukaryota, Metazoa, Chordata, Actinopteri, Acipenseriformes, Acipenseridae. The transcript is spliced from 5 exons. Gene Ontology annotation, cellular component: Swi5-Swi2 complex; Swi5-Sfr1 complex. The coding region runs from base 134 to 577 and encodes 147 amino acids. Gene Ontology annotation, biological process: double-strand break repair via homologous recombination.
GAUCAAAUGGAUUAAGAUAGAGCUUGCCCACAUAUCGUCAGCAACUGGAGGGCGCUCUGUGUUGUGAUAGCGACGAAUCGGGACUGAAGUUACAGCAAACAAAAAAAACGUGGUUGCGAGUCUUUGCAAUGCAAUGGACUCAGAGGAAAGGUCUGUCGCUGUCAGGGGUGAUUCAGGGCAAACCAAUGUAAACACCACGCCGUGGAGAAAAGGGUCUAGCCGCCCGGCGAAAGGCCUCUUCAGAAGAACACCUGUUAGAAUUUCAAGGAAUCUUAACACUGGCUUCAAAUCUCCGCUCCUGUCUCCAGGCACCCCCCGCUCCUCCAGAGUGGACCAGGUCAGCCUUCGAGAGGACAUUGAGGAGCUGAAGGGCAGACGGGAGGAGUUGAGCACACAGAUUGCACUGUUGGAGGCUGAAGGUUACAGUGUGGAAGAGCUGGACGAGCAUAUUGACCAGCUUCAUGAAUACAAUGACAUCAAGGACGUGGGACAGAUGCUGUUGGGCAGGCUGGCGACAGUCAGAGGUGUGACCACAAAGGAUCUGUAUGGAGAGUUUGGCUUGGAGCUGGAAGACUAGCAGUUCAUAUCAACAGCAGUUGUUUCAAAUGUAUGCCCUGUAAUGUGAAUAAAAGACAUUACACUCUUGCUAGUUCAUGGCGUACUAAGCCGGUCAUUUAUACCCUGUUACAGCUACAUUAUGACUACUAAUCAGUGUUACAGGAGUAAUGAAUGCAUUGCCAUAACAAUGAAACAUAUUUGUUUUUUUAAUCUACUGCACCACGUCUGUUACAGUACCCCCCUAGGAGCUGGGUUCACAGCAGGAAUGGGGUGCCUUGGCCUUCAACCCUAAGAGUGGAAUCAACAGCGUGGUGUUGUUUUAUAAAGCAUGCUCCAAACAACAGUAGGAAAAAACAACUGAGGGGAGUCAAAGCUCAUAUUUUAUCGGUUGUUUUUUUCUACAAUGCACACCUCCAGUACAGACGUACCCCUUUCUUUGCCCACUGCACUGAACGUGCAGGGACCAUACCUGGGGGCCAAGUUUGGUGAAUCGACCCGACUACAGCCCAGAGAGCAUAGGUGAAUUAAACAAUGUGAGUGAUGUUAAACUACUGGCAAUAUAUUGCACCAAUAGUGAUCUAUAUUUUGUUCCAAAUGUGAACAAUUACAAAUUAUAAUAAAGCAUUGAUUGUGUAUCAA